Beta vulgaris subsp. vulgaris (sugar beet) is the source of this 852-nucleotide messenger RNA. RefSeq names its product eukaryotic translation initiation factor 5A. Gene Ontology annotation, molecular function: RNA binding; ribosome binding; translation elongation factor activity. The coding region runs from base 148 to 627 and encodes 159 amino acids. Gene Ontology annotation, biological process: positive regulation of translational termination; positive regulation of translational elongation. Lineage: Eukaryota; Viridiplantae; Streptophyta; Magnoliopsida; Caryophyllales; Amaranthaceae. The transcript is spliced from 5 exons. The record is from RefSeq and is a predicted model, not a curated record.
AAAUCUCUAUAAAAACCCACAUCAUAGCUUUCAUUUCACGCGCACGCUUCUUCUCUCCCUCUGGUAACCUGUUGUUGCUUACUCCAAUUAGGUUUUCUCCAUUUUCUCUCUCCUCGAUUCGAAGCUCUAGGUGGUGAAGAAGUAGCCAUGUCUGACGAAGAACACCAGUUCGAAUCGAAGGCUGAUGCAGGUGCCUCUAAAACCUUCCCACAACAAGCUGGUACUAUUCGCAAGAACGGUUACAUUGUCAUCAAGAAUCGCCCUUGCAAGGUUGUUGAAGUUUCCACUUCUAAGACUGGCAAGCAUGGGCAUGCUAAAUGUAACUUUGUCGGUAUCGACAUCUUCACUGGGAAGAAGCUUGAAGAUAUUGUUCCUUCCUCCCACAAUUCUGAUGUUCCCCAUGUCAAUCGUACCGAUUAUCAGCUCAUUGACAUAUCUGAAGAUGGUUUUGUUAGUUUGCUGACUGACAGUGGAGACACUAAGGACGACUUGAAGCUGCCAUCUGAUGAGGCUCUGCUAAAGCAGCUGAAGGAUGGAUUUGCCGAGGGAAAGGACAUGAUUGUGAGUGUGAUGAAUGCCAUGGGAGAAGAACAAAUUUGUGGCCUCAAGGACAUUGGACCCAAGUAAUUAACUUCUAAUUGGCUCGAGUUGCCCGAGGCAUUAGAGCAUGAAAUAUAUGUAAUAUCUAGCUUUACUGGGAUUUUAUGUGUUUUGAGUUUAUGCUGGAAAUGACUUUUAUCAUGGGGCUCAUGCUAGCUCCUCUUCAUAAGGUGGCCUCUUUGUAUUUUUCACGUCCUGUUAUCAUUUGAAUCAUAUAAUUGAUAUUCGAUGCCUUGAUAUGGAGUUGAUUUA